Molecule: messenger RNA, 5048 nt
Organism: Phasianus colchicus (ring-necked pheasant)
Lineage: Eukaryota; Metazoa; Chordata; Aves; Galliformes; Phasianidae
Gene: MTMR9
Product: myotubularin related protein 9
Biological process (GO): negative regulation of autophagy; phosphatidylinositol dephosphorylation
Cellular component (GO): cytoplasm
Molecular function (GO): protein phosphatase binding
Source: RefSeq, a predicted model, not a curated record
GUCCGCCCGUUCCACUUCCGCUCCCGCCGGCCCGGGGCUGCUGGCGGCGGCCGGGCCCCUCUCGGCGCCGGUGCUCUCGGUUUCCUUCGUUCCCUGCCAGCAUGGAGUUCGCCGAGCUGAUCAAGACUCCCCGGGCGGACAACGCCGUCCUGCACCGGCCCUUCCACCCGACCGUGGAGGGAACGCUGUGCCUCACCGGCCACCACCUCAUCUUCUCCUCUCGGCGCCAGGAUAACGAGGAGGAGCUGUGGCUGCUGCACUCCAAUAUCGACUGCAUUGAGAAAAGGUUUCUGGGCUCACUGGGAUCCAUCGUUAUAAAAUGCAAAGAUCUGCGAAUUAUUCAGCUGGAUAUUCCUGGAAUGGAGGAGUGUCUGAACAUUGCUAGCUCUAUUGAGGCACUUUCUACAUUGGAUUCUGUCACUCUUAUGUACCCAUUCUUCUACCGGCCCAUGUUUGAAAUUGUUGAAGAUGGAUGGAGUGCUUUUCUGCCCGAGAAAGAGUUUGAAGUCCUCAAUUCAGUGACAGAUGAAUGGCGUCUAAGCUAUAUCAAUAAGGACUUCUCCAUCUGCCCUUCCUACCCUCCAGUGGUUAUUGUCCCCAGAUGCAUCGAUGAUGAAACGCUUCAGAAAGUUGCAGUGUAUCGCCAUGGAGGUCGCUUCCCAGUCCUCAGCUAUUAUCAUAAGAAGAAUGGCAUGGUCAUGAUGCGAAGCAGCCAGCCUCUGACAGGUACAAAUGGGAGACGCUGUAAAGAAGAUGAGAAGCUUGUUAAUGCCACUCUUCGUCCUGGGAAGCGUGGGUACAUCAUUGACACGAGGUCCCUGAAUGCUGCCCAGCAGGCCAGGGCCAAAGGAGGAGGCUUUGAACAAGAAGUGUAUUAUCCCCAGUGGAGGAGGAUUCACAGGUGCAUUGAGAGGUUUAAUAUUCUGCAGGAAAGCCUCAUCAAACUUGUAGAAGCUUGCAAUGACCAGUCACACAACAUGGACCGCUGGCUCAGUAAACUGGAAGCUUCCAACUGGAUGACUUACAUCAAGGAGAUACUUACUGCAGCUUGCCUAGCUGCUCAGUGUAUUGAUAGGGAAGGCGCAUCAGUGUUGGUUCAUGGGACUGAAGGAACUGAUUCAACACUCCAGGUAACUUCUCUGGCACAGAUUAUCUUGGAUCCAGACUGCAGGACCAUAAAAGGCUUUGAAUCUCUUCUCGUCAGGGAGUGGCUACAGGCUGGUCAUCCUUUUCAGCAACGCUGUGCCCAAUCAGCCUACUCAAAUAGCAAGCAGAAAUUGGAGGCCCCAGUGUUUCUUCUCUUUUUGGACUGUGUAUGGCAAAUCCUUCAUCAAUUUCCUUGCUCUUUUGAAUUCAAUGAACACUUCCUUGUUACACUCUUUGAGCAUGCCUAUGCUUCACAAUUUGGGACUUUCCUGGGAAACAAUGAAAACGAAAGGUCUAAACUGAAGCUGCAGCAGAAGACUAUGUCCCUGUGGUCCUGGGUGAACCAGCCCAAAGAGCUGAAAAAUUUCCAGAAUCCUCUUUUUGAGGCCAACAGCCUUGUCAUCUGGCCCUCUGUGGCCCCACAGAGCCUGCAGCUCUGGGAAGGUGUAUUCCUGCGAUGGAACAGGCCUUCCAGAUUCCUAGAUGAAGCCGAGGAAGAAAUGAAGAAGAUUGUAGACUACAACAGGUUUCUUCAGGAUAAGGUUAAUUCAAUGAGGAAGCAGAUAAUGGAGAAAGAAACAGAGGACAAGAUGGACAGGAUGAACAAGAUGGACGAGAUGGAUGAGAUGGAUGAAAUGGAUGAGAUGGACGAGGUGGAUGAGAUGGACGACAUGCAGGAGAACCCGUGAGCUGCCAGGGCUUUGCCUCAGGUCUUUCUUUUCCAGUUCCUUUUAGGUUAAAGAUUAAACAUGGAAAGUGCAUGUAUUGCAGAGUCCUCUGGUACAGCUGACCCUCAGUCCUCCACUGCUGAAACCUUCACUUCACACAGUGUACCUCCCUGCUUUUUGGGAGGGAAUUUUCUUUUGUUUACAGAAGGUACAACUGGGCAUAGUUUCCUCUCCUGGCAGCUUUCUUGUCUCUUACUUGUGCAGUGUCAGCAAAAAGCUGAAACUCGUACCUCCAGCCAGCUGUAUGGAUGAUCAUGAUGGGCCAAGAGAUGAAAUGUUACAGAUUUAUUUUGGACUUUGAUCUUUUUUAUUUUAUUUUUGCUGAACUUUCUAAACAUUCUUUGCGGGAUUAAAAGACAAAGUUAUGUAUAGAUAGGUUAAAGGCAUUCUAUCUGAGAGCACCUUUUCUCCUCAAGUAGUUAAGGCAGCUUAGUUCCUUAGUUUCCUAGAAAGGUUAUAAUCUAACUACAAGACCAACCAGUCCAAACAGUGCUUUCAGUAGCCUUCACAUCUCACAUUUGGGGGUUUUGUGGUUUGGGAGCAGUAGGUUACAUACCACGUAAGAAAUUUCAGUGCAAUACAGAAUUGAAUAGGGAUUCUGCUGCUAAUGUUUAAGCUAUGACCUUCAGGUGGAAUUGUUCCUCGUGGACAAGUAACUUCUAAGGAAUAAAAAAUAUUUUUUAUUCUACCUGGAAAACAAAAAGGUUGUGAUUGCUGGAGGUGUAUUCACUUGCUGAGCAAAACAAGGGACUUGGAGCUGUUCUCUUUAGAGCCACACUACCCUCUUGAACUUCUGUUUCUAUACAUUUGAACAGGUUCACAGUGCACAAGCAACACUUAAUUUACUGCUCAGCAAAACAUUAUUACUCCAUUUUGUUUCUUCUCUCAGGCUCUUCCUAUAUGCUUUCUCAAACAUCCAAAGCUAAAGCUGAGAGUUGGCGUGAUCCAGCAUACCAGGUAGCUGCUGCAGAUGGGAAGGCUGUCACAUUACAGAAGUGUUAACAGCAGCUGCAAAUGACUUACACUAAAACUGUUCAAAGAUGCUAGAGAAGAUUUUCUUCCAAACAAGUUCAUUUUGUAGUUAUUUGUCUCUGUGGCUGUAAUCUGCUAUUUUAUGAUUCUUUUUUUUUUCUAAGUCUCUUUCUCCUUCAGAUAAGAAUGGUGUGGUGCAUUAACUCAUGUUGGUGUUUGUCCAGCUAGAUUUCAUUGAUAGCUACCCAUAACUGAGGAGACUUUGAAAACAAGUAGUGCAUGUGGCUGGGAUUACUGUAAGCUGCUCACUGUUAGCCUGUUGCUGCUGAAACCAGUGCAGCUGCAUGAUGUCAAUCUUGACCUCUUUGACAAGUGUUGAAUUUAAGUGUCAUUUUUUUGAUGCUUUGGAUUGAAGCUGCCUUUGCUUAAAAGCCACUUAGCAUAAAGAUAUGAAAAUAGAGGCUCCUUAGUUGUCUUGGAAGUAUCUGGAGAGCAGCCUUCUGUGUAACACCUAAAGAAACCUUUUUAAAAGGUGUUCCACAAUGAAGGAGACUGAUAUUAAGCACUACCUUAAUGCCUUUUGCUUCAGUCCAUAUCUCCUUAAUUUUCUUCUUGAGUAGCCUAAACUUCUAAAGUCCUGUGGCUUAAACACUUCACUGUAAUAUCUGUUUCUUCCUACUCUUGUAGAGCAGACAUGUUCCCUAGAUUACAGCUGACAUAGGGAACACUUGUAUUUAUCAGAGUGGCUGAAGACCUGCAGCACACAACAAGGGAGAUGCAAGCUGGCCAUGCCUUUCUUCCACUUCCAGGCUCUGGAUUUUUGGAGCUGCCUGCUUAUAUUGCAAAUGAAAGCCCUGAAUAUUACUGCUCACCCUUCAGAGCUAUGGCUGUGCUGUCUGCAGCUGCCUGGAUGUUGUACUCCCAUCCCAUUCAGAACUUCUGCUGUUGCUGUUUGUCCAAAACACAUCAUCGUGAGUCAGACGAGAAGGAUUUGGAAGGAACUGUUUUCCCCAUAACAGACUGUACAUAAAACACACUUAAAGGUUAUGCAAUUUCCUAACAUAGUAAUUAUAUAUUGAGCUAAAUAAUAAGAGAAGCAAAGAAGGUUGUUCUCUUUUCUUUUUUAAUGUAAUUGCUUGGCUGCUGUAGUCUCUUAUCUCUUACAGAAACUGCAGGCAUCUGGGGAGAUGGCAUGGAUUUGCAGUCUUCAUGUGAAAAUGACCCUGUCAUUGUGAGCAGUGGCAGCAGGCUGUUCUUUUUUCCCCUUAGUUCUUCUGCAAACAGUCCCCUUUGUGCAGUGGUACAAUCCUGCUGGGUGCUGUGUGGUAGAGCUCACCCAACGUGUGGACCCCACACAUCCUCCAGGGAAAACAAACAGUUCUCAGAUGUCUCAUGGCACCUGCAAUUCUUUUCACCUAUCCAUUCCAGUGCUUUCCAGACUGUGGAGCACUCCAGCUGUUUGCUCGCUUAUGUCUAUCACACUUAUUCCCUUGCUUUGAUCAGCUUGCUUCCCCUCAGCCUGCAGGGUUCACCCCAUGGAGUUAACCACACACUGCUGUGUCUUCCCAGGCUGUGAGUGUGAUGCUGCUUUGCACAGCUGUUGGGAUGCCCGUUUCUGUUCCUUAGCAUAUACUCUUUGUAGGCCCUUCCCCUGGGCUCGCUCAGUGCAGACACGCUGCCAUUAACCAAAAGAAUAAAGGGAAAAAGAAUCAAACUUGCACAGUUUUCACGAGGAGAAAGGGAAAUAUGUACCUUCGAUAUUUUGAUUGUAUUGAUCUAACUCUUGAAUGUGGAGACCUGUUUUAAGUGCACUGUUGUCCCAUUGCGUACAAUGGAACUGAAAUUGCACUGUACAGCAUGUUGGCUUCUCAUUGUGCUUUGCUAAAGCCUUGGAAAGUGCUGUCGUGUACAGGUUCCUGUACAAGGGAAAAUGUCUAUCAUAGCACUCCUUUCUUGUAACUGUGACACUGAAUAGCACUGUGUGAUGCGUGCUAUCUAUCUGUUAGCCCAUGCAAACUUAAGUGAUGAGUGCACUUCUGUCUCAACAUCUGGAAUUGCUAAUUGGACUCGGCUGCUGCAUCAGUCUUCAUUUGAAAACUCAAUAUCGGGGCUGGGAGCUGUGUGUUGUUGUUAGAUGUAUGCUGAACAUGUACAGAAUCCUGGCUGCUGUGGCGUUGAAUAUACUGCAAAAAAAAAAAAAAA